UUUUUGCAGACGUUACGUCUACAAAAAAAACAUUGUAAACAAAAAGCGAUUUGAAAAUUUGUUCUAGCUGGAGAAUACUACAAAAAGGACACACAUCAUUGCUUAAACCUUCUAGCAUUGGAACACCAAUUUAGUUGUGCUAUUUUAUUGUGUUUUACCGUCCCCGCGAUCUCCAUUUCCCCCCACGAUAAGAAACUGCCAAAAACGGUUUGGAUAAAAGUGAAAGGUGAAACGCGUACAACGCUUAGAUGAAGAUCGAAAGAUGUCGUGGCGUACGCAACUGGUGCUAGGCUUAGUUUUAUUGUCGGUCGUGCCAUUCGAGGCAAAAAAUGUGUUGCUACUGUUAGCCGACGAUGGGGGGUUUGAGAUGGGCGCAUACCGGAACCGCAUCGUGCAGACGCCCUUUCUCGAUGCGCUGGCAAAGGAGAGUUUGAUUUUCAACAAUGCUUACGCUUCGGUUAGCAGCUGUUCGCCGUCCCGAGCCGCCAUACUGACGGGCAUGCCAGAACACCAAAACGGCCAGUACGGUCUGCACAAUGGUGUGCACAAUUUCAAUUCCCUCCCGAAGGUACGCAGCAUCUCGUCGAUUCUCGGCGAGGUCGGCAUCAGGACGGGAUUAAUUGGCAAAAAACAUGUCGGCCCGGACGAGGCCUACAAAUUCGAUUAUGAGCGCACCGAGCAACAGUAUCCGAUCAAUCAGGUUGGACGAAACAUAACGCAAAUCAAACUGUUCGUAAGAGAAUUUUUGCAGCAAAGCGCAAAGUCGAACGGCAACGAAUCCUUCUUUCUGAUGGUGUCCUUCCACGAUCCGCAUCGCUGCGGCCAUAUUACACCCCAGUACGGAAGCUUCUGCGAGCGGUGGGGUUCGGGCGAGGAAGGAAUGGGCCUGAUCCCGGACUGGCAUCCGAUUUACUACGUUUGGGAUGAGAUCGACUUGCCGUACUACGUGCCGGACACGCAACCUGCACGAUACGAUCUAGCCGCACAGUACACAACCAUCUCCCGGCUCGAUCAGGGAGUUGGUCUCGUGCUGAAAGAGUUGAGCGAUGCGGGGCUGGCGGAAAGCACACUUGUGGUAUACACUUCCGACAAUGGACCACCGAUGCCUGCAGCCAGAACCAAUCUGUACGAUCCGGGAAUGGCUGAACCGAUGUUUAUACGAUCGCCGGACAAGGGCGCCCGCCGGAACGAGGUGACCUACUCGAUGACCAGCCAUCUCGAUCUUGUCCCGACAAUACUCGAAUGGUUUAACGUCAGCCACCCGCAACCACUUACCGGGCGUAGUUUGCUGCCGCUGUUGCUGCAGGAACCACCGAAUCCUGCGGCGGAUGAUGCCGUGUUUGCAAGUCAAACAUUCCACGAAAUUACGAUGACCUAUCCGAUGAGGGCAAUACGCACAAAGCGCUACAAGCUGAUUCACAACCUCAACUACCAGCUACCCUUCCCGAUCGAUCAGGACUUCUACGUUUCGCCAACGUUCCAGGAUAUGCUGAAUCGUACCGUUGCCAAACAACCGCUUCCAUGGUACAAAACGCUCCGUUCGUACUAUCAGCGUCCGGAAUGGGAACUCUACGAUCUGAAGAUGGAUCCAACCGAAUCGAGAAAUCUGUUCGGUAAGGCCAGCAUGAAGGGCACGUUCGAAAAGUUAAGCAGCCGGUUGCAAAAGUGGCUCGAAAUGACCGACGAUCCGUUCCGCUGCUAUCCGGACGGUGUGCUGCAGGAUACCGGGGCGUAUCUCAAUAACCCCACCUGUCUUCCCUUGGGACAUUAGCAAGCAUACACGUUGGAAGUUGUUUAACGCAAACAAAAUAUUAACGUUAGCUGCAUUUGCAUUUCGCUCUUCUAAUACAACAUAAAAUACUCCGAAUAAAAAAAAAAACACAUCGUACACUAAAU
Molecule: messenger RNA, 1896 nt
Organism: Anopheles stephensi (Asian malaria mosquito)
Lineage: Eukaryota; Metazoa; Arthropoda; Insecta; Diptera; Culicidae
Gene: Sgsh
Product: N-sulphoglucosamine sulphohydrolase
Exons: 2
Coding region: 263-1771 (502 amino acids)
Biological process (GO): glycosaminoglycan catabolic process; heparan sulfate proteoglycan catabolic process
Molecular function (GO): N-sulfoglucosamine sulfohydrolase activity
Source: RefSeq, a predicted model, not a curated record